Caenorhabditis sp. 36 PRJEB53466 is the source of this 700-nucleotide messenger RNA. NCBI's taxonomy places the organism in Eukaryota, Metazoa, Nematoda, Chromadorea, Rhabditida, Rhabditidae. The record is from the annotation of a GenBank genome assembly.
AUGAUCCUGAUUCUAGUCGUUUUCGGACUUUCCUCCCUGACUACAGUAACCCUCCAAUGUGCCCCUCACUCUCCUUCCAGGCCAUGGACGAACACGACUCACGUCUGCAGCCAUCAUCACCAGACGGUCGAAAACUAUUACUUUGGUCAGUUUUCAGUUUUUAACUUGAGAAAACACGACUUUUCAGACAAUCGUACCAUCUACAACAAACUUGUCGAAAUUGAGAAACGAGUUGAGAACAUUGAGAAAAAGGAAAACAUGAUUCCUGUGCAGCCGCCGACCAAAGAGGAUCCCGACAAGAAACCGGAAGGACCGGCACUCCCGGAACUGGAAGAAAGUGAGCAAAUCGAGCAUCCCAUCCCACCCAAUUCUCUUUGCUUUUCUCUUUCAGGUUGCCUCUCAUGUUCCUCGGAUCCACUGGUAAGUGAGGAUUGUGAUAACUGCCUGAAAGUGUCCGUUUCUCCGCCGUUCGACUAUUAUUCGUGUAUGGCAAUCAACGUGAAAUGCGGGGAUGGAGCUAAAAAGUUGAAGAUAUCCGAGAGUUACCAGCUGAAUAUUGUAGAAAAGGAAUAUGUGAUCAACUGCCAGAAAGGUACAGAAACACGCCUUCAGACAAUCGGACUGGUUUUCAGGAGGUUGGGUGAUGAGAAUCGGGAGUGUAGAACAGAAAGUGGAGGCGAUCAGCUGCUUAUCAAGUUGA